Molecule: messenger RNA, 2190 nt
Organism: Bipolaris maydis ATCC 48331
Lineage: Eukaryota; Fungi; Ascomycota; Dothideomycetes; Pleosporales; Pleosporaceae
Product: WD40-repeat-containing domain protein
Biological process (GO): transcription initiation at RNA polymerase II promoter
Cellular component (GO): transcription factor TFIID complex
Molecular function (GO): RNA polymerase II general transcription initiation factor activity; protein binding
Source: RefSeq, a predicted model, not a curated record
AUGUCAGGGCCCCCCCAAGGGCCCGGGCCUGUAAGGGCUAUGAGUGUAGGAAAUGGACCUCCAAGUGCAGGUCUACCACCACAUGCAGCCAUGCCACCGCAGGGUGGCCCUCCACCGCCAGGCUCGUCGGGACCGCAGUCACAGCAGAAUCUUAAUCAAAUCGUAUUGGAGUAUCUCUCAAAGAAGGGCUAUGUCCGCACCGAAGCAAUGCUCCGCAAGGAGUCCGAACCACAAGCCAACGGACAGCCUCUUACCGCUCAGAGUACCGAAGCCGGCGGCGCAAAGUACACAAAGUCAUUCGAGCUGCUGCGCAAAUAUACAGAGGACAACCUGGAUCUAUAUAGACCAGAGCUGCGGAAGCUGUUAUGGCCAGUCUUUGUCUAUUCCUUCUUAGACUUGGUACGCGACUUUUACACCAAAGACGCAGAGACAUUCUUCGCCGCAUACCAGGGCUUGUUUGAGCGCGACCACGACGAGGAUGUCAAGACGCUCCGCCAAGUGCGGUUACAGUCUCAUUUGCAGGAGAGCAGAAUAGCAAAACUUUACCUCGACAACAAGUACCGAAUAACGUUGACGACAAUGCCGUUCUUCAAUCUUAUCCAAUUCCUUGAAUCUAAGCACUUUGACGGCGGGUCGACAAUAAUAGAUGUCAUCCGCGAACACCUUAAUAUUGUCACGGUUGAUAGGACAGCGACUGCAGAGAAGAGUAUAGCGGCGAUUCUUGCUAGCGGACACGGCGAUGAUGAGCUCCCUGCAGAGGACGAGGGCAUCCCAGGACACGCCCCUGGUCACCCACUCACAGCACGCCAUGACCCCGAGGCAGAUGCUGCGCGAAUAAGACUGCAAUUGGGCGCUUACCCUCAGGAGGCGGAACUACAGGACGAUGUCCGUGCUGCUCUGCAAGAGGAAGAUGCCAAAGCUGCGCCAAGGCCGGGCCAACCAAGUUUGCUGGAUGAGUUUGAGCAACGUAUCAAGCGGGAGCCAACAGAGGAUGGACCCUCGCGCGAGUUCGUCCCUUUGCCCCCGUCACUCGCCCGUGAUGUCUCUAUGGAGGUCCAAAAGAUUAUUGAGCACCGAGACCGAUACAAGAUGGAGGGAAGAACCGGCGGAGUUGGGCCUGCUGUUAGUGUUACCAUGUAUACUUUUCAUAACACAUACGACAGCAUCAACUGCAUAGAUUUUUCUGGGGACAACAAACUCGUCGCUGCCGGCAUGAGCGAGUCGUACAUCCGCGUCUGGUCCAUGGACGGUAGCCCUCUCACUUCACCAAAUGAUAAUCCAGACAUGCAGCCAUCAUCUUCUAGGCGAUUGAUCGGUCACUCAGGUCCUGUCUAUGCGGUUGCCUUUUCCCCCUCAACCGCCAACCCGUAUCCCUCUGGCCCUCCUACAAACUCUGAAUGUCUCCUCUCGUGCUCAGAAGACAAGACAGUUCGUCUAUGGUCUUUGGAUACGUACACCUGCCUUGUUGCGUACCGUGGUCACGAUAACCCCAUCUGGGAUCUCCAAUGGGGACCCUAUGGCCACUACUUCCUCACAGGCUCAAACGACCGCACCGCGCGUCUGUGGUCGACUGACCACAUUGAACCUCUUCGCAUCUAUGUCGGCCAUGACAACGACGUCGACUGCGUUACUUUCCACCCUAAUAACCUCUAUGUCUUCACAGGCUCGUGCGACCGCACAGUCCGUAUGUGGCACAUCGCCGGCGGUAACUGUCUGCGCCUCUUUACCGGACACACCGGCAACGUCACAGCUAUAUCUUGCUCUCCCGACGGAAAGACGCUCGCCUCUGCAGAUGACGCCGGCAACAUCAUCCUUUGGACCCUCGAAACAGGCCGCAGGCGCAAGCGCAUGCGUGGUCAUGGCAAAGGCGGUAUCUGGUCUCUCUCCUGGAGUGUGGAGUCGAGCGUCCUUGUCUCUGCCGGUGCCGACAAGACGGUUCGUGUCUGGGACGUACUACAGGAAACCAGCGAUAAGGCUGCCGACGGUGUCACUGCGAAGACAGAUGGCGCGAUGACGACAAAGGGCGCCAGUGGCACGACGGUUACAGGAAAGAAGGCGACUAAGGAGACGGGUGUGUCGGCGGAUCAAAUCAGUGUGUUUCCUACGAAGGAUAGUCCCGUGUACAAGGUCCAGUUUACAAGGAUGAAUUUGGUGCUUGCGGGUGGUGCAUAUCUGCCUACGCGUUCGUAG